AUGGCUGGCAGAUCUGUUGCAUCAUCGGAACGGGCCGUCUCGAAUGUCGCUAUUUCCUCGGUCACCUCGAUCGUGAAUUCAUUGGCCACCGCCCACCAAUUUAUCAGUAUCAAACUGACCUACAAGAAAUUCUUGUGUUGGAGAUCCCAGGUUGUUCCGUUUCUUCGUGGUCAUGAACUAAUGGGAUUCAUUGAUGGAACGAACCCGUGUCCACCAGCCUUUCUCUCCGGCAAAGAUGAUUUAUAUGAUGAUGCUACACAGUAUAGGAGUUUGGCUGGAGCUUUACAGUAUCUUACUGUCACACGUCCGGAUCUAUCCUUUGCAGUUAAUCAGGUCUAUCAACAUAUGCAUGCUCUUACGGUUUCUCAUUGGGAGCAAUUGAAACGUGUACUGAGGUAUGUCAAAGGAACUAUCACUUAUGGUUUGCGCAUAAGGAAGUCAGUGUCUAGAGAGUUGCAUGCUUUUUCCGAUUCUGAUUGGGCUAGCUGUCCUGAGGACCGUAAGUCAACUAGUGGUUAUACUAUAUUUCUUGGAUCCAAUCUUGUGUCUUGGGUGUGUAAGAAAUAA
This is a messenger RNA of Ipomoea nil (Japanese morning glory), 567 nucleotides long. RefSeq lists its product as uncharacterized. The record is from RefSeq and is a predicted model, not a curated record. The coding region runs from base 1 to 567 and encodes 188 amino acids. The transcript has 2 exons. NCBI's taxonomy places the organism in Eukaryota, Viridiplantae, Streptophyta, Magnoliopsida, Solanales, Convolvulaceae.